Motacilla alba alba is the source of this 3130-nucleotide messenger RNA. RefSeq names its product transmembrane 6 superfamily member 1 (gene TM6SF1). NCBI's taxonomy places the organism in Eukaryota, Metazoa, Chordata, Aves, Passeriformes, Motacillidae. The transcript is spliced from 10 exons. The record is from RefSeq and is a predicted model, not a curated record. Bases 666 to 1505 code for a protein of 279 amino acids. Gene Ontology annotation, cellular component: lysosomal membrane.
CGGCGGCGCGGGGUGAGCGGGACGGGGCGGGCGGCGGAGCGGGGCAGCGCCGGGCGGCCUCGCCUCAUCGCUGCCGGGUCCUGCCCGCGUCCUCUGCCGGGAGCCGAGCCGGGAUGCGGGAGAGCGGCCGCUCGCCCCGGGAGCGCUCGCUGCCGGCGGCCAUCCCCCGGAGCGGAGCGCUGCCCCGGGCCGGCCGUGCCGCCGAGGGCGCGGAGCCGCCCGGCCUCGCUCGCGGGGCAGCGCCCGCAGCCGCGGCCUCCCCGGGACACUGCCCGCAAAAAGCCGGUUCUGCUUCGGGGCGAGAGGGAGAGCAAGCCAGCCCCGCAGAGCUGCCGAGCCGAGCCUGCCCGCGGGCUCCCCUCAGCCUGCGCGUCGCUGGAAGUGACCCUGCGCCCUCGCCCUGCCGAAAACCGGGACCCCGGGAGAAGCCGCGGGUCUAGGAAAGGAAAGGCUUUUCCCACGGCAAAACCCGCUUCACUGAAAGUCCCUGGGUGAUCGUUGCAGUAGGAUUGCUGGUUCUGGUUCUCAUUGCUCUGUUGGCCCGUGUUCUUGUCAAGAGGAAGCCACCCAAAGACCCUCUGUUCUAUGUUUAUGCUGUAUUUGCCUUUACCAGUGUAGUGAAUCUAAUAAUUGGACUGGAACAGGAUGGAAUUAUUGAUGGAUUCAUGACUCAUUACUUGAGAGAGGGGGAGCCGUACCUGAACACCGCCUACGGCCACGUCAUCUGCUACUGGGACGGCUCCGCGCACUACCUGAUGUACCUGCUGAUGGUGGCAGCUAUUGCCUGGGAACAAAGCUAUAGAACCAUUGGUCUCUACUGGCUGGGUUCCAUUAUCAUGAGCAUCAUUGUCUUUAUGCCUGGAAAUAUUGUGGGCAAAUAUGGAGCAAAAGUGUGUCCUGCUAUUUUCCUAAGUAUACCAUACAUCUGCCUCCCCAUAUGGGCUGGGUUCAGAAUUUAUAACCAACCUUCAGUGACUCACGACACUCCAGUCAAGGUGGUGCAGGAAGUCCAGAAGAAAGGACUCUUAAGACGACCAAUAGAUUUAAUGUUAGCUGCAUACCUCAUUCUAGCCACGGGGUUUUGCAUAUUUAGGGGCAUGAUUGCCCUGGACUGCCCUGCCGAGCUCUGCCGGCUCUACAUCCAACUGCACGAGCCCUACAUAAAGGAUCCUGCUGCCUAUCCCAAGCUCCAGAUGCUGGCAUACAUGUUCUACUCCGUGCCAUACUAUGUGAUUGCUCUGUAUGGCCUGCUGGUGCCUGGCUGCUCCUGGAUGCCUGAUUUGACCCUUAUACAUGCUGGAGGACUAGCUCAGGCUCAAUUUUCCCAUAUUGGUGCUUCUCUUCAUGCUCGAACUCCUUACAUCUACAGAGUCCCUGAAGAAGCAAAAGAGUUUUUCCUGAUAUUGAACAUUAUGUACGGGAUUCUUCCUCAGCUGUUCGCUUACAGGUGUGUCAACAAGCCAGAGUUUUUUAUGAAACCAAAACAAGAAGAAAAACCAGAAUAGCAGAACUGUUUCCAGCUCCUGUCCUUGGCUAUGUAUAUAAUUGGGUCGGGAUGUAACUGAACUGUUCAGAUGGAACCCAAAUGAAGCGUGUAAGAUGUGUAAAAUUGCACAACUGUGUAGUCGCACGGUCUGCUCUGUUUAUCCUACUGAAAAAGGGAAAAUAAAGACAACUGCCUUUAGCACCACUUCUCAACAUUGUGACUUUGCAGUGCAUUGCCAGUUCCCACAGCUAUUUUUAAGUAAGCUGCUUUGACAGUUUUAGAAAUACUGCAUGAAGUUAAAUAAUAAUAAUGAUGUCAGUGUUUAGCCUCCGCACGCUGAAGAAUAGCAGUGCUAGCAGUCCCUGCACAGAGCUACUGCACAACAUGAAGGCCAGCAUUGUGAAGCAUGAAAAAUUAACAUACAUAACUCUGUCACAUGCACAUGUUUUAUUUGUCAAAAAGUAUGUCUUGUGGGUCGACCUUGUUAAAAAUCCCAAGAAAUCUUUUAAGAAGCAAUCAACUCUUAUGGUAAGACUCCAUAUAUGAUAAGCAAAUCAUAUAGUUUUGUUAAUUCUCUUCAGGAUUCACUUCUGCAAGGACUGCUCACCUGCUUGAAGCUGAGCAGGUGCUCAGCAGCACUUGUGGGCUGGGCACAGAGGGCUCAGGACCGUGAGCCACUGGGCUCAGGCCGUGCGUGCGUUUCCAGAGAGGAGGGGUUUUGGCUGUGUCUCUGCAGCUACUUUUGCUAAUGCUGCUGGCUCAGAAACAAGCAGCAGCAAACACAGCGACCUUGGUUUGGGCAGCUUACGUUUCUAUUUGCAAUCACAGCUAUUUCUAUGCCUUCUAUGUGUAUUUAUAUUAAAAGCAGUACACCUAGUGCCUUUCUCACAGAUGAAACUAGCUGAUACGUUUUAACUGGAAACACUUUAUUUGGGUUUGUUCACUUCUUGGUGUUUUGAUUGAAAUAAUUUUAUUUUUAAGUCUAAUCAGUAACAAGGAAGCAGUUGACAUGCCUGUGUGCUGCACCCUGCACGAAGGGACCUUCAGAGCACUGAGAAAUGCAGGCUGUAACGCUCUCCUGCUGAACACUGCCAGGCAGUUCCCAGCAGCAGUCAGAGGAGAUUAAAGACAUAACACAAUGCAUCCCUGGUGCAGCUCCUUAGGCUUUGGGACAGCUCCAUCCCAGUGCCUCUUCACAGGGAAACAAACCCAGCUGGGCUGUCACAGGACGUGCUGGCUCACAAACAGGUAUUUGAGCCUCUGAUGUUACUUCUGAUGUCUUGAAAGAAACUUUGAAUACAUUCAAGGUGAAUUUAAUGACCUCCUGUUAUCCAGAAAAGGCAAAGUACAGAAAAAAUAAAGAUCUCACCUGCACUUGUAUCUAUUAUGGUCAACUCAUGUUAACAGAAUGUUUUGCUUUAAUACUUGACUUACAUUAAUACCUCACAUUAUUACACGUAUGAAGCCAAAUAUGACGCUAACUUAGUUGCUUACAACCUCAAACCUUACUCCCAAUACACAUUCCAAUAAAUUUAUUCUGUAAAAACAAUACAAUUUUUUUGUUUCCUUUUUGUUUUGUUUUGGUGUUUUUUUUGGUUUUUUUUCCUUGUGGUUUUUUUUUUUUAGAUUUUUACAGUAAACUCA